Molecule: messenger RNA, 2537 nt
Organism: Pseudophryne corroboree (corroboree frog)
Lineage: Eukaryota; Metazoa; Chordata; Amphibia; Anura; Myobatrachidae
Product: interleukin-31 receptor subunit alpha-like
Exons: 11
Coding region: 1-1572 (523 amino acids)
Biological process (GO): cytokine-mediated signaling pathway
Cellular component (GO): signaling receptor complex; external side of plasma membrane
Molecular function (GO): cytokine receptor activity; cytokine binding
Source: RefSeq, a predicted model, not a curated record
AUGUCAGCAGUUAACAAGCAAGUCACAGGACGUACCACACGUCACAGCAGGUUGUACAAUCUUCCAGAGAUCAAAUCUUGCACCAUAGAUCUUGAUGGUCAUAAAGGGCACCAUAUUCAGAUCCGACAGACAUAUGAAGAAGGUGUAUGGAGUGAAUGGAGUGACCCAGUGUUUGUACCUGCAGAUAUUGGAUAUACAUUGGAGGCAAGUUAUGUUCCAGGAAAAUUAGACAACACUGGGAGCAGAAGCAUCAAUUUGACGUGGAAGCCGAGUACGGAAGAGCAAGGUGAUAUGAAGUAUGACAUCAGUCUUACCUUACUGUCAUGCCCUGAUGUAACCGUACACAAUCAGACAAAAAGGAAUUGGUUUCAUUCAAGCAUAUCUGGAGCAUCUUACAGUGUAACUGUUACAGCUUCUAAUCAAGCUGAAAAGGCAACUACAUGGUCAUCAGUAAUUGAAGGUGAUUGGACAGGAAAACAUUUUAAAAGUGUAAAUAUAUCAGAAAACAAUUUAAUAAUGAACUGGGAAGUGGGAAGAGCAGAGAAAACACGUUAUUGCAUUGAGUGGAAGUCUACUACUGGAGAGGAAGUUUUUUUUAGCAACCUCACAGGAAAUUAUGAGAGAAAUCAACUAAAUAUACCUACAGGUUCUUUCUACCCAAUGCAGUGUUACCGAAUUAGCAUUCACAAACUUAAUCAAACUCAAAGUACUGUGGGAACAGCAUAUUAUUUCAAGCCUUUAUUGACUGUAGGGCCAGGAAACCUGUCAGUGGUGAAUGUCACUGCCCACUCCGUCCUCCUGAAAUGGGAUGCAUUUGAUCUUUGUGAAUGUCAACAGCUUCUAAAAAACUGGGUUAUUUUCCUCACAGACCAUAAGACAAAUGUCUCAAGAGGAGAGAUUUCUGAAAAUUCAUCUGUGACUCAUUACCUUGUGCAAGACUUGCCUUUGGGAUUCAAUUAUACCUUUGAGGUUAAAGGAGUGACCGUCUAUGGAGAACAAACUGGAAGCAGUUUUAAGUCUGUAUCUACUCCUGAAAAAGCUUUGAAUGAUAAUAUAUGGAUUUCUGCAAGGACUGGGCUGAUCGUUCUUGCAGUUGCGGCUUUUGUAGCCCUCCACUGUUUUGUUGCAAAAAGGCUCAGCAAACGAUUGUGUCCUGAUCUUCCGGAUCCCAGUAACAGCAAUGCAACAACGUUUGUUUCCAGGGAUAAUAAAUACAUUUUGAGCCCAAAGCACCUUAUUGAUACCAGCAGUGAAGAUAAGAAUGAUGACCCACUGAUGAUAGAGACUACUGGGAAGACUGAAGCUAACAAAGUGGCUGUCAGGAAAACUGAGAUCACUGAUGUGGUUAUCACCCAGCAGCUGUCUGACAAUGACCAUGCAGUAACGACUGAAGUGGAGACAGAUUUCCAGUUUGAAUACAGGAAGCAAUUGGUUCCUACAACUCCAGGAAUUGAAAAGGAAACCAUUAUUCAGUUCUUUGGAAAAUUAAAAGAUGACUUCGCUCACCAAGUUGAGCUCCCAAAAGAAAUUGAUACCUUGCUAAUCCACAAUGAAGAUAUGAUAUCUGUUUAAGAAUCUUAGUGGAAACUCCAACUAAACUGUAAACAUACAUACUUAAAUGCUUUUGGGGAAGAUCUAUGAUCCUUGCAUAUAUCAUGCCAGUAUGACCCUUCCUGCUUUGGUUCUUUACAGAGACAAAGCGGGAAGCAAUAGUGGCGAGUUGUAAGAACAUCUCAAAUGCCGGAGGAGGGGAGUGAAUAUGCCCCAUUCUGGUGAACCCUGCCAGGUCUCCCACAGUGCAUCAGCCUAGUGCUGAUGCGCUGUCUCCCCCUUCCUGGCCGUCUCACUGGGCAUGCGUGAGAACAAGAAAUUUUCCAUGGGAGACCAAUUUUAUUUAUUGGUUUUAGUUCAUAUUUAUGCUGUACUGUAGUUCUGUUAUUAACAUAAAAUAAUUACAUAACGUUAACAUACUUUUUCAACUAUAUGAAACAUCUAGAUAUAUUAGUUACACCACAUUGUAAACCAUUUGAUCAAAAUAACAAUCGAAAGUAAUAAAAGUAUUAAAUGUGUUUUAUUGAAAAAAUUAGUAAACAAACAAAAAGAAAUGGAUUGUUGUAACACACAGCUAUAUACAUUAAGGGACAUAUCCAAUUAGCUGUGUGUUGAAGAUAAAACCAUCUCCUAUAUCAAGUUCCUUCGGUUGUCUGUUUAAAUACCUUUGACCAAUCGAUUGGGAGACUCAAUCAGACGACAUCACGCUUGGUUAUGUUGAUAAGAAUGAGCCUGAAGCAGUUUAUUGUCUAGGGGUUCUGAUAGGCAUAUACAGGAAUUUGUUACACGUCCCAAAACAUAAGUAUAAGCAUCAUUUCUCAUACAUAGAAAUUUUGAGACAUUACAAUCCUUGAGAGUCAGUCUGUAGACACUGUUCCCAAAACAUUACUGUUCUCAAAAACAUCACUGUUCUCAAAACAUGUUCCAGGAGAUAAGUGAUUAGAUUAACCUUGAUUCUCAGAGGAAUUUCUUUCCAACUAAUAAAA